UCCGGUUUCUGCCGAAGUGACCAGCGAGGUGUGCGGAGUUUUUUUAUUAUUAUUACUAUUUCGGCUCGGCUUACGUUGCCGGCACGCAUGCGCGACGUCUCAAUCGCUUCAGCUUUCGGCGGCGGCGGCGGUGGAAGUCGAGGAGUUCGGAAGUUCAAAAUGGCGGCGGCGACGAUAGUGGAGUCGGGGCUGCGGGGGCGCGGAAUUGAUGAUGCUGAUAUUUCUGAGAGAAGUGCAAAUGAAGAAAAUGGGGAUAUUUCAGAAGGAGAGCAACCACAAAUUAAACACAGCCGGCAUAAAAAAAAGAAGCACAAACACCGAGGUAAACAUAAGAAACAUAAACAUUCUUCAGAAGAAGAUAAGGACAAAAAACAUAAACAUAGGCACAAACAUAAGAAACAUAAACGAAAGGAGAUUACUGAUGCCUCUGACAGAGAAGAUGGUCCAGCAAAAAGAACUAAAAUUGAUUUCUUAGCUCCUUUAGAAGACUUAGAAAAACAAAGAGCAUUGCUUAAAGCUGAACUUGAAAAUGAGCUAAUGGAAGGAAAAGUUCAGUCUGGGAUGGGAUUAAUAUUGCAAGGUUAUGAGUCAGGUUCUGAAGAGGAGGGAGAAAUCAAUGAUAAGGUGAGAAAUGGGACUAGAUCUGCAACUAAGUCAUCAAACGUUAAAGGGAAACCAGAGAUUGUAGACAAUAAAACAAGUUCAAAGAAACGGAGUAAGAGCAGAUCAAAAGAACGGACUCGGCACAGAUCUGAUAAAAAGAAAAGCAAGUCAGGAGUUGAUGGAAUAAAAGAGAAAGCAACAAGAAGUAAAUCAAAAGAGAGGAGAAAAUCAAAAAGCCCCUCUAAAAAAAUUAAGUCUCAAGACCAAGUAGGAAAGUCAAAGUCUCCAACUCUUAGAAGGCGCUCUCAGGAGAAAAAUAGGAAGUCAAAGUCUCCAGAAGAUAAGACUAAAGCAGAGGAUAAGAUGAAGUCUAGAGAUCAUAAAAAAUCUCCAGCUGUUAAUGAAACUAAAAACAGAGAUCGUGGCAAAAAAUCAAAAUCUCCAGUAGAACAAAGAAGCAAAUCCAAAGAUAGACGAUCAAGGUCUAAAGAUCGAAAAUCCAGGCGAUUGGAAGCUGAAAAAGAGAAGAAGCCCACCAAAUCUCCUUCUAAAGAUGCAUCAUCAGGGAAAGAAAACAGGUCUCCUGGUAGAAGACCUGGCCGCAGCCCUAAAGGAAGAAGUUUGUCUCCGAAAUUACGAGAUAAGCCAAGACGCAGCAGAUCACCUCUCCUUAAUGAUCGCAGAUCUAAGCAGAGUAAAUCGCCCUCUCGAAAUCUGUCUCCUAGGAGAGCAAAGAGUAGAUCUGUAGAAAGAAAAAGAAGAGAAUCAGAAAGGAGGCGUUUUUCUUCUCCAAGAACACGAACUAGGGAUGAUAUCCUUUCUAGACGUGAGCGAUCAAAAGAUGUCAGCCCACCUAGGUGGUCCCCAUCCAGAAGAAGAUCCAGGUCUCCUAUUCGACGAAGAUCUCGCUCAGUUCUUCGACGUAGCCGGUCUCCAAGAAGGAGGAGUAGAUCUCCUCGGAGAAGGGAUAGGGGUCGACGGAGUCGAUCUCGUCUUAGGAGGAGAUCUAGGUCACGGGGUGGCCAUAGGCGGAGGAGCAGGAGCAAAAUAGAAGACAAAUUUAAAGGAAGCCUUUCUGAAGGGAUGAAGGUUGAGCAAGAAUCCUCAUCAGAUGAAAACCUUGAAGACUUUGACGUUGAAGAAGAAGAUGAGGAAGCUUUGAUAGAGCAGAGAAGGUUACAGAGGCAAGCAAUUGUUCAGAAAUACAAGUACCUAACUGAAGAUAGCAACAUGUCUAUGCCAUCUGAACCAAGCAGUCCUCAGAGCAGCACUCGCAGUCGCUCAAACUCACCUGAUGACAUUCUAGAGCGGGUAGCUGCUGAUGUUAAAGAGUAUGAACGGGAAAAUGUGGACACUUUUGAAGCCUCGGUGAAGGCUAAGCACAACCUCAUGGCUGUUGAGCAAAAUAAUGGUUCGUCUCAGAAGAAAAUUACAGCUCCUGACAUGUUCACAGAAUCAGAUGAUAUGUUUGCUGCAUAUUUUGAUAGUGCACGCCUUAGGGCUGCUGGCAUUGGAAAAGACUUCAAAGAAAACCCCAAUCUCAGGGAUAACUGGACAGAUGCAGAGGGGUAUUAUCGUGUUAACAUAGGUGAAGUUCUAGAUAAACGCUACAAUGUAUAUGGGUACACUGGCCAAGGAGUUUUCAGUAAUGUGGUGAGGGCCAGAGAUAUGGCAAGAGCAAACCAAGAAGUGGCUGUCAAAAUCAUUAGGAACAAUGAGCUUAUGCAAAAAACUGGUUUAAAAGAAUUGGAAUUCUUGAAAAAACUCAAUGAUGCAGAUCCUGAUGACAAGUUCCAUUGCCUGCGAUUGUUCCGGCAUUUUUAUCACAAGCAGCACCUUUGUUUAGUAUUUGAACCACUCAGUAUGAACUUACGAGAGGUGCUGAAGAAGUAUGGAAAAGAUGUUGGCCUCCAUAUAAAGGCAGUACGAUCAUAUAGUCAGCAGCUGUUCCUAGCAUUAAAACUUCUUAAAAGAUGCAACAUCUUGCAUGCUGAUAUCAAACCAGACAAUAUUUUAGUGAAUGAAUCUAAAACUAUUCUAAAACUCUGCGAUUUUGGGUCGGCUUCACAUGUUGCGGAUAAUGACAUCACACCGUAUCUUGUCAGCCGAUUUUAUCGUGCUCCUGAAAUUAUUAUAGGCAAAAUCUAUGACUACGGUAUAGAUAUGUGGUCUGUAGGCUGUACAUUAUAUGAACUUUACACAGGAAAAAUAUUGUUUCCUGGGAAAACCAACAAUCAUAUGUUGAAACUUGCUAUGGACCUCAAAGGAAAGAUGCCAAACAAGAUGAUCCGAAAAGGAGUCUUCAAAGAUCAACACUUCGAUCAAAAUCUCAACUUUAUGUACAUAGAGGUAGAUAAAGUAACAGAAAGGGAAAAAGUAACUGUCAUGAGCACCAUUAAUCCAACAAAGGACCUGCUGGCAGAUUUAAUUGGGUGCCAACGCCUCCCUGAAGAUCAGCGCAAAAAGGUUCACCAGCUGAAGGACUUGUUGGAUCAGAUCCUCAUGUUAGACCCAGCUAAACGGAUUAGUAUCAACCAGGCUCUACAGCAUGCCUUCAUCCAGGAGAAAAUUUAAAUCCAGCGAAGAUGUUCAAAGGGUUUGACUAGUUAAUAUACAAAGACUGAUGCAAUUUCACAGCAAUUUAUAAAUGUACAUAUAGCAUAUAAAUAAUUACCCUGCAAAGUUGAGGAAGAAUGAUAUAUUUGAAUUAACACCAAGGCGGAUAUUUCUUUUAGAAAUGUUAGAGUAACUCUGUUUGUCUCUCACGUGAAGAUUUUUUCACUGUAGAACUGUUUUAUUGCCAAGACUGCACAGAAAUACAACGCUAGCAUAUAUGGCUGCAGUUCCCAAACACAUAUAUAUAUAAUAUAUAUAUAUAUAUAGAAACACACACACAUAUGCUCCCUCUCUCUCACCCUAACUAAAUGCAACAAAGCAUCUCUUAAAAUAUCAGUAAGACUGGGUGGUUGAUUUUGGUUUUUAGCAGAUUUGGCUUCAUUUUGGUCUCUGAAAAAUGGCCAGCAUAAAUGCUGUUUAUAUUGCAUUUUCCUAGGUGUGUGCGUGCAGGCCACAGCAGCAUGCCCUUGGUGUAGUCAGUGCCGAAGGGGGUCUAUUCCUUCUUGAGCCUGCCCGCAGGGAUGGUCUCCUCUUUUAAAGCAGGUUGCGUACAACUUUCAGUACACUGAAGGUAAGCUAAACCAUCAACAUCACUGACGUUUAAGAUGUUAAUUGUACUGGAGCAACUGGCAAAUGAGGGUCAAUAGCUUUGUAGCAGAAUUCCCUGCAUGUUUUUAUAAAUGAUCUUGUUUUUUUUGUUUUCUGGCAUUACAACUGUGGCAUAAUUCCAGCUUCUGUUUGAUCAUCACAUUCAAAGGAAAAAAAAUUGGGGAGUGUGCACUUGAUGGAGAGAGCGCCUUCAGUGUACUGUUUAUUACUUUCACUUUUAAAAAAUCAACUUGCUAUAUAUAUAGACUUUAUACAUUUUGUUAAAUGCAGUUCACUAUGGCAUAGAGCCAAUACUUAGAGAAGUUUUCAUUUCCUAACAACAAAUGCGGAGCUCCAGUUCCAAAAGUCCUUAUUUCAUGGCCAGAUAGAGAACACCAUAAUAAAGAUUUUUUAGCUACUUGUAUGUCAUUUGAAAGUGUACUGCUUUAUGCUAAAGGUGUUUUUCAUUUGUUCAUUGUUUUCAUUAUUUGUGAUCAUGUUGUCUUUCAAUACAGGCAUAAACCUUCCACUCUUGAACAAAGCAGCUGCUUUUUAAAAGCGGUAAUUGCUUCUUUACCUUUUAUUUCUUUUGUAAAUGAAGCUUUCUUUAAGAAAUGUGACUUUAAAGUGUUGUCUCUUGCAUAAAACAGUUGACAUUCACUUAUUGUAAAGUGAAGAUUGUUCUGCUGCAUGUAAAGUGGACCAUGCAGAUUUCUGUAUGUUUUCAGUAUGCAUCAUUAGAUAAUAAAGUCUUUUGUGAACAAGGCAUUGGUAGCCAUUUUUAAAAGAUUUUGUCUCCAGUGUUGCCGACUCAGGUAAUCGCAUCAGAGGAAUCUUUCGUUUUUGAUAGUCCGUUAAUUAAAUCAGUUAAUAAAAGAUGUGGCCCAUUGAAAGAGAGAUUAGAUUCUUAAUUAUCCACAUUUCAGUUUAGAUACUACCCCCUGCACCCUACAGAUUCUAUCUACUUUCAUUGUAAAUUUAUUCCUGUAGGUUGUUGGAUUCGAAUCAGGUUUUAACUAAUGUUUGUGCUGUUUUUCUUACUUUUCCUUUUUGAUGGUGCUGAGAGAGACAAGGAAAGCAAGUCACAGGCCACUCAACGCCUACUCCAGGGGGUCUGGUUUGCUGAGACACCAACUUCACCUUCCUAACAAGGUGCCGCUCAAAUGAAGAUGAUGGAAACCAGAAGACAUGAACAAAGGGUAAGUGGCAGAAAAUUUCUGAGAAACAUUUGCAUGGAUUGAAGUUUGCUCAGGAGGCAGAUCAGACUAUGAAAAUACAGAAGGCUGAUAUCUUUGUGAGAUUGACAAACAGUAAUGAACUUGUGCAUCAAAAAGUGAAGCAGUGGUUUAAGAUAACUAUUUUUACCAUUCAUUUUUGACGUUUGAUGAAUAACAAGCUUAUUAAAGUUUUUGUGUGUUUGCUUAUGCCGAGUUCUAUUGAAUAUUAAAUAACAGUGCAAUGACGCGUUCCUAAGAUGUGCAUCUAACCAUGUAGAAGACAGGUGGGGAACCUGUGGUCUUCCAGAUUUGGACUCUAAACUCCCAUAAGCUCCAACCAGCAUGUUGAGUGGUCAAGAUGAUGGGAGUUAUGGUGCCAGCAACAUCUGAAGGACCACAGGUUCCCCAAGCCCAAUCUAAGAAAACUCCAUGAUGCCUGGGCAUUGUCAGAUUUUUAGAUGCAUUCAUUUUAGUUCAGAUUGUGAAUAAGCACAGCUUGAUCUCUGUGAUAAUGUGUUUUAUCACAAACUAACAUUGAUGAACAUGGUUAACCUAGAAGUUAUUCUUUCACUUCUCCUUUUCUUUAUUGUAACUUGUCAAUAUUUUGCUGCCAUUAAGUAAUUCCUUCUUGUGAAUGCAUUUGACACAUUAAUUUGAAAUUACUAAUAAAAUGAAAACUAUAUAAGCUA
Messenger RNA from Podarcis raffonei (Aeolian wall lizard), 5713 nucleotides. RefSeq names its product pre-mRNA processing factor 4B (gene PRP4K). The coding region runs from base 88 to 3177 and encodes 1029 amino acids. Gene Ontology annotation, biological process: peptidyl-serine phosphorylation; mRNA cis splicing, via spliceosome; peptidyl-threonine phosphorylation. Gene Ontology annotation, molecular function: protein serine/threonine kinase activity; ATP binding. The transcript is spliced from 17 exons. NCBI's taxonomy places the organism in Eukaryota, Metazoa, Chordata, Lepidosauria, Squamata, Lacertidae. The record is from RefSeq and is a predicted model, not a curated record.